AUGUUAUCCAUUUACAAAUCGAUCCGUUUGGCAAAACCAGACCCUAUUCUUGGUCUAUCUGCGGCGUUUCUCAGAGACCCUUCUCCGUCGAAAAUCAACCUCGGAGUUGGAGCAUACAGAGAUAACAACGGCAACCCUUGGACUCUACCAUCGGUGGCCCUUGCCGAGGGAGCCUUGGCACGUUCACAUGGCAACCACGAGUACGUGCCCAUCUUGGGGUCACAGAAGUACAUUGACAGUGUACAGGAGUUUCUCUUUAAAGAAGACAAACUCGGCCAACUACUCAGGGAGGGGAAGAUUUUAACUGGACAAGGACUCUCAGGUACUGGUUCCCUGAGGGUCUUGGGAGAAUUUAUGCAUUCCCAUUUGAAAAUUAAGACCAUCCAUGUAUCAACUCCCACUUGGCCUAACCAUGUCAAUGUGUUCACCAAUUCCUCUUUAAAAGUUGCAAAAUAUCCCUAUUAUGAUCCGCAAACAAAAGGUCUUGCAUUUCAUGAAAUGCUUGAUUCAUUAUCCAAAGUACCUUAUGGUGACGCAAUUCUCUUACAUUCUUGCUGUCAUAAUCCAACAGGAGUUGAUCCAACUCAAGAUCAAUGGAGGGAAAUUUUGGCAAUUAUUAAAAAACGGCAAUUAUUCCCCGUCAUUGAUAUGGCAUACCAAGGAUUUGCCGAGUCUCUUCAAAAGGAUAUGUUUGUCCCGCAAUUAACGGCCAAAUUGGGAAUACCUUUUAUACUAUCGCAGUCAUUUGCCAAAAACAUGGGAUUAUAUGGAGAACGUAUUGGAUCAUUUUCCAUCAUCUUGAACGAUGAAUCCGAAUUUGAGCCUGUUAAAUCUCAAAUCUCCAUUGUUGCCCGUGCAAUGUAUUCUUCGCCUCCAAAACAUGGUGCAGAGAUAGUGUCCUAUAUCUUGACAAACGAUAAGCUAUUAGCACAAUGGGAAACCGAAGUCUCCAUCAUGAGAGAUAGAUUGGCCAAUAUGAGACACUCAUUAUAUGAAGAGCUAACUAGAAGAACCGACAAUGACUGGUCUCAUUUGAUCAAACAGAAGGGUAUGUUUGCAUUCACUGGGCUGAAUGUUAACCAAGUCCACAAGCUUAGAGAAAAGAAUGUUUAUUUGACUGACAAUGGCAGAAUCAGUAUUGCUGGCAUUAAUAAUCAUAAUGUGAACCAUUUGGCCGACGCAAUUGCACAAGUAUGCAAGUGA
This is a messenger RNA of Pichia kudriavzevii, 1203 nucleotides long. RefSeq lists its product as uncharacterized. Gene Ontology annotation, molecular function: L-aspartate:2-oxoglutarate transaminase activity; pyridoxal phosphate binding. The transcript has a single exon. The record is from RefSeq and is a predicted model, not a curated record. Gene Ontology annotation, biological process: biosynthetic process; L-aspartate catabolic process. Bases 1 to 1203 code for a protein of 400 amino acids. Gene Ontology annotation, cellular component: mitochondrion. NCBI's taxonomy places the organism in Eukaryota, Fungi, Ascomycota, Pichiomycetes, Pichiales, Pichiaceae.